ACACUGCUAAUUUAUGUAGCUUAUGGAGGUUUAGAAGGACCAGAGUGUGCUCAGCUCUCCUCUCUGUAUUAGCCGUUAUUUUGAUGGAGGCGCCCUUCACUCCGUUAUAUGCAGCAUUUAUGGGAGUAAGUGCUGGAAACGCACAGAGAAUUAGAUCCACCAUUCAAAAUUAGCUCCACAAUCCGAUUUUAUCCUUCCGACGAGGGUAUUUCUUUGUUUAAUCGGAAGAUGGUGGCUAAACAGAGGAUCCGGAUGGCCAACGAGAAGCACAGCAAAAACAUCACGCAGAGGGGAAACGUGGCCAAGACCCUGCGACCACAGGAGGAGAAAUAUCCAGUUGGGCCGUGGCUUUUGGCACUCUUCGUAUUUGUUGUUUGUGGAUCAGCCAUCUUUCAGAUCAUUCAGAGCAUACGAAUGGGUAUGUGAUCGCAGUGUGAUUCUUCAUCUUCUACACAUCCAUGGAAUCUGUGCCCAUUAGGUUUCCCAGUCCCUGGGAAAAGUGGAGAUCUGGAAAUGUGAAUGCCCUGCGUACAGUGCGCAACAUCAACCAUGUUUACAAUGAACCUGGAUAUUAGGAAGAAGUGCUUUUCUACUGAAUCAUUGUGGCUGGCUUUGCUGUCAUGUCUCAUCACGGAUCAUGUUUGUUUGUGCAAUAGAUUACAGACUUUUGUAACCAUUAACUGUGAAACA
This is a messenger RNA of Trichomycterus rosablanca, 690 nucleotides long. It is a transcript of the gene serp2, whose product is annotated as stress-associated endoplasmic reticulum protein family member 2. The coding region runs from base 229 to 426 and encodes 65 amino acids. Gene Ontology annotation, biological process: endoplasmic reticulum unfolded protein response. Gene Ontology annotation, cellular component: endoplasmic reticulum. The record is from RefSeq and is a predicted model, not a curated record. NCBI's taxonomy places the organism in Eukaryota, Metazoa, Chordata, Actinopteri, Siluriformes, Trichomycteridae. The transcript has 3 exons.